Messenger RNA from Andrographis paniculata, 1063 nucleotides. RefSeq names its product vesicle transport v-SNARE 13-like. Gene Ontology annotation, cellular component: SNARE complex; ER to Golgi transport vesicle membrane; Golgi apparatus. Bases 242 to 907 code for a protein of 221 amino acids. Gene Ontology annotation, biological process: intracellular protein transport; vesicle-mediated transport; vesicle fusion. The record is from RefSeq and is a predicted model, not a curated record. The transcript has 6 exons. Gene Ontology annotation, molecular function: SNARE binding; SNAP receptor activity. Lineage: Eukaryota; Viridiplantae; Streptophyta; Magnoliopsida; Lamiales; Acanthaceae.
CAUAUCGUUGAGGGUAUUUAUGUCAUUUCAUGUCUGAUGUGUAGGCACAACAUCGAGAUCGUAUUUCGUUGGGGUGGUUGUUUACAAAUCUGCUAAUUCCAUCACCGGGGAUCGUUCUACGUCUACCGGACAUUCUCUCUGCGGUUUUCGUUGCAAUUUUCUGGAUUAACCUUGUUUCUCCUGACUUGAUUCGAUCGAUUUUGAGUUUGAAGCCGAAGAAUUUGAGGAAUUCGGGAGAAAGAUGAGCCAUGUGUUCGAAGCUUACGAACGGCAGUACUGUGAGCUGUCGGCUAAUUUAUCGAAAACGAUUACUUCAGCUAGCAUCCUUGAUGGAGAACAAAAGAAACAGAAGAUAUCUGAAGUAAAAGAAGGGUUGGAUGAUGCCGAGAGCUUGAUUCGUAAAAUGGAUCUUGAAGCUAGAAGCUUGCCCCCAAGCGAGAAGGCUACACUUCUAGCCAAGUUGAGAGAAUAUAAAAAUGAUUUGAACAAUUUGAAAGCGGAAGUAAAAAGAAUCAUGUCGGCUAACUCAGAUCCAUCUUCACGGGAUAGGUUAAUGGAGUCUGGGAUGAUCAAUACAACAAUGGCAUCUGGCAAUCAAAGAGAAAGAUUGAUGGUGUCUACGGAGAGACUAAAUCAGAGCAGCGAUAGGAUCAGGGAAAGUCGGAAGACAAUGCUUGAAACUGAAGAGCUUGGAGUCUCGAUUCUUCAAGAUUUGCAUCAGCAGCGCCAGUCUCUUCUUCAUGCACACUCUACCCUUCACGGGGUUGAUGACAACAUAAGUCGAAGCAAAAGAAUCUUGACCAAUAUGACGAGGAGGAUGAACAGGAACAAGUGGAUCAUCGGCUCCAUCAUCGCAGCCUUGGUGGUCGCCAUUAUUCUGGUUCUCUACUUCAAGCUGACUCACUAAUUAAGGCUUUGCCUAGCUCUGGUACAUUCAAGUUCCCUCCUGCUUUUUUCUGCUGAAUUAGAUACUUACUGCUUUUAACUUGGCUUCUUUAUGAUGAUUUGAUUUCCCUCUGAAACAGAACUACCGCAUGCUGCAUGUCCAUCAUAGUUUCUUGAA